Ilex paraguariensis (yerba mate) is the source of this 598-nucleotide messenger RNA. The record is from the annotation of a GenBank genome assembly. Lineage: Eukaryota; Viridiplantae; Streptophyta; Magnoliopsida; Aquifoliales; Aquifoliaceae.
UGGAUGUAAAAUUUUCAUGACUUGCGGCUGAUUAUGCAGUUAUGGCUUGUCUUGCUACAGCUUUGAGAUUGAAUGUGAUUCCUUGGUCCUUGUUAAUUCUGCUUUGGGGACUUACAGUUGUCCUUCGCCUUGUUUGAAUUUUAUGAUGAGGAUUAGGGAUUUUUUAAGUAAGCUGGAUUUUCAUUUGGCUCAAAUUUAUAGAGAAACUAAUUCAGUUGCAGACAGUUUGGCUGGUCAAGCUGCUUCGUUGAGAAGGUCGGUGGAUUUUUCUGCUAGUCUGAGAUUGCCCUGUGAGGUUGGUCUGGCUUUGUUUCAUGCCUUGAAGGGGAUGCCUAUUUUGCAUAAGAAGAGGCUGCUGGUUUUUGAUGAUAAGGGUCAAGUGAGAAAGGGUGGCGUGUGGUGUGGUGAGGUGUUGACUGGUUUUCGUAUAAAGGAUUUGGAUGUUCCUACCUAAGUAUUAGUGUUGAUUUGUCUGAAAUUCAAGGAAGGGGAUGGCUUUGCUGAGCAAGUGGGGGGAGUGUCUGUGAUGGGAGGUGCUGUUUGGUUCUGCUGCUCUAUGUUUUUCGGGAAGCUUUUUGGAUCUUUGGGUUGUUUUGUU